Molecule: messenger RNA, 1596 nt
Organism: Fonsecaea nubica
Lineage: Eukaryota; Fungi; Ascomycota; Eurotiomycetes; Chaetothyriales; Herpotrichiellaceae
Exons: 1
Coding region: 1-1596 (531 amino acids)
Biological process (GO): mRNA splicing, via spliceosome
Cellular component (GO): spliceosomal complex
Molecular function (GO): pre-mRNA 3'-splice site binding
Source: RefSeq, a predicted model, not a curated record
AUGGCACAGCAGAACAAAAAAGCCUCUGGCCCAGACCAGACCCGCAACGAAUACAUUCCCUCUUUCAUCUCAAAGCGGCCGUUCUGGGCCGAGACCACCCAUUCAGACGCCGACUACCUCGAACAUCAGCGAUUACAAUCUGCCCCCAAAGAUACCCUCGACAAGGCAAAAUGGUACGACCGAGGCAAGAAGCAAGGCCCGGCGGCCACGAAGUUCCGCAAAGGCGCCUGCGAGAAUUGCGGCGCCAUGACGCACAAGACAAAAGAGUGUCUAAGCCGGCCAAGGAAACAAGGCGCGAGGUGGACGGGCAAGGAUAUCCAAGCUGACGAGGUCGUCGAGGACGUACAAUUAGGAUGGGAUGCCAAAAGAGACCGUUGGAACGGGUACGACAGUCGAGAGUACAACGCCGUGGUCAGGGAAUAUGAGGAGCUGGAAGCUAUCAAGCGUGCAGCUGCAGGUCAAAAAGAAGACGGCAACGACUCGGUAACCCCCGAUCUCUCCGACACUCGGUAUGGCGAAGAAACAGACAUGGGUCGCUCUCAACCGACCUCAACCCGCCAGCUCCGCCUGCGCGAAGACACAGCAAACUACUUGAAAAACCUCGACCUCGACUCCGCGCGCUACGAUCCAAAGACGCGCUCUAUGGACAAAUCCGCUGCGCAGGUAACAGACGAUGCCGAUGCAGACGAAGGGUUCAUCCGCCCAGCAGCCACGAACGACGACGCCUCGGAAUUCGAGCGGGCGCAACGGUACGCAUGGGAGACACAAGAACACAACACGACCUCAUCGCAGACGAAGAAACUCCACUUACAAGCCAACCCGACAGAGGGCGAAUUCUUGCGCAAGAAACAAACGCAGGAAGCGGCAGAAAAGAGAGCAGCGGCCCGGAAGGCUCUGCUCGAGAAAUACGGGGGUGAUGAAUAUCUCCUGACUGAGAGCGGCGAGCAACAACAACAACAACACCCAUCGAAACGAAUCAAACAUCUCAAUGUCGUCGCCAACGAACGAUACGUCGAGUACGACGAAUCGGGACACAUUAAGGGCUCGGAACGCACGGUCGCGCGCUCAAAAUACCCGGAGGACAUCUUCCAGAACAACCACACGUCGGUAUGGGGAUCGUGGUGGAAGGACUUCAAGUGGGGCUACGCGUGCUGUCACUCGACGGUGAAAAACAGCUAUUGCACGGGCGAAGAGGGCCUGCGAGCGUGGGAAGCGAGUGAGGGAAUGAGGACGGGCCAGUCGCUCUUACAGAUUGAAAAUGGCGAUGGCACUGACAAGGACGGCAACGCGAGCGCCGAGCAGAGAGCAGGCACAACCACCACCACCAGAACAGAGCCGAUCCAGGGCGACAAGAACCAAUCACCCCACCCUGCGCAAACCGGGGAAGAAGACACCACGCGAGAGCGCAACGAUGCUGAUCCGCCAGCAUCAGCGCCGGAGCACACCACCACCUCGGGCCCCAAAAAGCGCACCCUGCAAGAACUCCAGUCCGGCAUCUCCGAGGAGGAACUGGAGUCGUACAAACGCAACCGCAUGGCCGCCGACGAUCCCAUGGCGAAACUCCUGGGCACGGACGAGUUGAUUGAGAUGAGAUGA